AUGGAGAACCAUUCUCGAAAGAAAAGUAAGGGGAAGGCAGAUGCUGGUUCAAUUGGGAGUCGUAGGAUUUGGACGAAGAGGGAGGAGUUGUUUCUCAUAAGUGCAAUGAGAGAUUUGUGUAAUAAUCCUAAAUGGAAGGUUGACAAUGGGCAAUUUAAGUCGGGGUUUUAUGGCGAACUUGAGAAGAGAAUUAUCAUGGCUUUUCCUGGAAGUGACCUUCGUGCUUGUCCUCACAUUGAGUCAAAGAUAAAAAUUUGGAGGAAACACUAUGGCCUUUUGUAUGAAAUGACUAAGCUUAGCGGGUUUGGAUGGAAUGACACUGAGAAGAUGGUUCUUGUUGACAGUGAUGAUGUUUGGAAAAACUUUGUUCGGAGACAACCAAGUGCAAGUUCUAUGCAAAACAAGUCAUUUUCCAUAUUAUGA
Molecule: messenger RNA, 423 nt
Organism: Camellia sinensis
Lineage: Eukaryota; Viridiplantae; Streptophyta; Magnoliopsida; Ericales; Theaceae
Source: RefSeq, a predicted model, not a curated record